Molecule: messenger RNA, 465 nt
Organism: Tarenaya hassleriana
Lineage: Eukaryota; Viridiplantae; Streptophyta; Magnoliopsida; Brassicales; Cleomaceae
Exons: 1
Coding region: 1-465 (154 amino acids)
Source: RefSeq, a predicted model, not a curated record
AUGUCUCUUCAACUUGUCGAUCGUUCCGUUAAAUACCCUGCCGGGAUACUUGAAGAUGUGCCACUGAAAGUUGGGAACUUCUAUAUCCCAGUUGACUUCGUGGUUCUCGACAUGGACGAAGACUCUAAAGUACUUAUAAUUCUUGGUCGUCCAUUCCUUAACACUGUAGAUGCUAUCAUUCAUGUUCGAGCAGGUCGACUCACUAUGAAGAUUGGCGAUGAGAUGGUACAAUUUACUCUGGACAAAAAUCUAAAGCAACCGUCAUCUACAGACACAAUCGUGUCUAGCUCUUCACACGAUCAUGUCCAAAGUCGCAAUGUUGUAUGCGCGAAUCAGCCAUCUGACCCAAUCGUGUCCCUUUUGCAACACGAUCGUGUUAACGGUACAUCAACUUCCGAAAAAAUUCAGCAGUCUGACCCGAUCGUGUCAUCCCCGACACACGAUCGUGUCUCAUCACCUACCUAG